CCAUUGCCGCCUUCUCCCAUUUCCAUUCUCGUCCGUUGCCCCUACCGAAUUCCCGAUCCCUUGCCUCGUCAUCUGGCCCCCUUCCCCCGUCGGCACCCCCUUCUCCUUUCCCCUCUUCCAUUGCUGGCCUUCGUCCCCAUUCUCAGCCCCAAACAUAGCGAACACGUUCCCUUGUGAAGACAUCUUUCGCCGCUGUCUCGGUGUGCGCCGCCGCCAUCUCGUGCCGCCAUUCCCACAUUCUUCGUCACUGAUAUUAUAGAAGGAAACCCAGCUGCUGCCGCAGCUUUCAGUAAUUAGGUUUCCAGACAAAUUGUUUCUGAGAGCACAAUGAAUGGCAGCGUAGAUGAAACGUCUGUGGUUUCAUCAGAGGGUUGGACAAUCAUUCACAUUCCCGAAAAACCUCCUGUUCUUCCUCACCUCCAGGAUACUGUGGAGGUGCUUGCUUCUGCAAUUGAACCUAAGCAUGCUGACACUAUAGUGAGGAAGUUAAAUCAUAUAGCACCAUUGGAAGGUCUCCGCCAUGUGAAGCGCAUACGAAAGACUUGUCUUGAUGGAGGAAAAAGUCAAUUGUUUGUGAUCUUAUGUCUGGCUUCUGGGAAUGAUGGUGACUCCAACUUUGUCCCAGAGGAUGUGCUGGAGCUUGCGAAUACGUACCAGUUGAGUACUUUUACCACCAAAGUGUGCAAACAUGCUGCAUCAACAAAAGAAGAAUGGGAAGAACAAUGCAAAUUGUGGCCAACUUCUUUUCAUCCACCGACCUAUAAUAUCGAUGGCAUAACUGGGUUUAGUGAAGAGGAUUCAUCGGCAGUUUUCAACUUCAUGAAACUUGCAGUUUGUUUGGCAAAAUCUGGCACUUCGGUUGUCAAUGCUGCUGUCAUAGUGGAUCCUUCAAGCAGACAGGUUGUUGCUAGCUCAUGUGACCAGGUCCUGUCUUGCUAUGCUCCCAGAGAAAAUACUAGCAAGGGAUCAUGCAGUUCAAACCAGGCCGAAGGUUCUUCUGAAGUGGUGAAAGCAUCCAAUGAAGCAAAGCAAUCUUAUAAAGAUGUCUGUUGUUUACAUCCUUGGGGGUGGCUUGAGCAACAAUCACAGGUAGGUCCUGAUUCUUGGCACCCUUUAAGGCAUGCUGCCAUUGUUGCAAUUGAAAAUUCAGCUGCAAGGGAUAGGCUUCUUUUUCCCGUGAGUGGACAAAGUCCAGAUUUUUCUCAAGAGGAUUACAAGGUUUUUUCUCCGCCACACUCUUCCUUAAAAAGACAAAAGAUAAAUACAAAUGUUAAGCAUGAUGAGAGAAUGGAUCAUCAUAGGAACGAUUUGCUGUGUGACUCAACCAGACCUUAUUUAUGUACAGGCUACGACAUCUACUUUGUCUGGGAGCCUUGCAUUAUGUGUGCAAUGGCGAUUGUGCAUCAGAGAAUCAGACGUGUAUUUUACACCUUCCCAAAUCCAAAUGAUGGUGCUUUAGGAAGUGUUCACAGAUUGCAAGGAGAGAGGAGUUUGAAUCAUCACUAUGCUGUUUUCAGGGUGUCGCUGCCUGAAGAGAUCCUUAAAAGUGAAGCAUUAGCAACAGCUUCCAAGAUUGAUUAGCGCACAACUCAAACGUCGCUGUAGCUUUAUUCUUCAACACCUCUAGAGAUCAUUCUUAAUACCGAACCAAAUCCCCUACCCUUGAAAUUGCAAUAUAACUGUUGUCUUGUAAGUUGGAUAGUUUUAAUAUAAAAUUUCCCUUCGUGGCGCUUUUCGACUAGAAUUAUGGUGCUGAACUGAAAGGACACAGUUCUGGGGAGAACUUUCCUUCUGUAGUUUGUGAUCAGAUUCUUACUUUACUUUCACUUGUGCCCUUGUGAGAAAUACCAGAUGCUAUUUUGUUUUCAA
This is a messenger RNA of Sesamum indicum (sesame), 1869 nucleotides long. RefSeq names its product Cytidine/deoxycytidylate deaminase family protein. Gene Ontology annotation, cellular component: nucleus; cytoplasm. NCBI's taxonomy places the organism in Eukaryota, Viridiplantae, Streptophyta, Magnoliopsida, Lamiales, Pedaliaceae. Gene Ontology annotation, molecular function: tRNA-specific adenosine-34 deaminase activity. The record is from RefSeq and is a predicted model, not a curated record.